Molecule: messenger RNA, 2179 nt
Organism: Temnothorax curvispinosus
Lineage: Eukaryota; Metazoa; Arthropoda; Insecta; Hymenoptera; Formicidae
Exons: 7
Coding region: 224-1195 (323 amino acids)
Molecular function (GO): protein binding
Source: RefSeq, a predicted model, not a curated record
GAGAAGAGGAUAGUGUUGACUUCAUCUACCAAUUUGUGAAGAAAAGAUCUGUUGCCAAGAACCACCAAAAUAUUAGCAUAUUUCAUACUGCUCCUGACAUAAUUGGGCCACCCAAAUUUCCAAACUAUGGAGAACUAUUUCAUUUACCAUUUUUCCUUGGACAUAUGUUGAGGAAUAAUGAUGUCGAUAUAUCGCAAUAGCUCCAUGGCAAAACACAGAGCCUAUGAGGCGGCUUGAUUUUGUACGAUGGUAUGAGGCGACGAUCGAAAAUAAUUAUAUUGAUGUCGAAUUUCAUGAAGCUGAUCCAAUCAGAGUCUCUAUAUACGAAGUAUAUAAUCCUGGAAACGUGAUUCAAAUUUGGGCUCAAGAUCCUAAUAAACAGUGGUUUCAGUUGUGGAAUGGAUCGUCUCAGAUUGUACCCCCGACAUCAAGAUUAUUCUCUCCACCCUUAUCACAUCCGUGCUACUUCAAAACUAAAAUGCUCAGACUAGUAUUUGAGAACAGCUCACCUAAAUCUUACACAAAGCUAGAUGCUGUGAUGCUCAUUGGUACAUCAGAUUUGAUCCUUCCUAGAUAUCCUAGAGAAAGUUUACAAAAUCUGUUAAAAAAUUUUAACUGCAUGUACUCUCCAUGCCAUGACGAUGUUCAUAAUUUAACAGCAGAUUUAAAAAGUGCAUACUCUGAUAUAGUACAUCUCCAACAGAAUUUUCCCGAAUAUUGCUUUAUUUGCAAAAGAGGUCUAUGGAUUUGUCAAGAAGUAAUUCUUGCUGGUUAUGCGCAACCAGUUAGACAAAGAGAUUCGCGUCGCAUUUUAUUAAAAAGUCAUUCGAAUUAUGCAAAGCGUAUGAAACUCUUUUCGGAUGAAUCCAAGGUGCUACUACGUUGCAGUUUGUCUGCGCUUCCUGAUGAAAUGCUAUUAAAAAUAUUAAAAAACUUAGAUUUGACGACGUUAUGCCGCAUGAGUAAAAUAAAUAGGCGCUUCAAUUAUUUAACACGGGAUCCUGAACUCUAUACACGGUUGAACAUGCGAAAUGUAUCUCCCAUAUGUAUCAAUAUAUUUCGUUACUUUACAUCUAGAUGUAAAUAUUUGCAACAGUUAGAUCUUACAGCAAGCAAAUUUCAUGUUAAGAAUUUCGUAAAGUUUCUUGAUAAUUGCGGCAGGCGUUUAACGCACUUAAGAUUAAGUUACUGCUAAUCUGUUCACAAGGUUGUCCUAUUUAAAAUUUCAGAGAUGUGUAAAAAUUUGAAAGAAUUGGAUCUAAAUAAUUGUCUUAAGAUAAACGACGAAGGAUUUUCGUGUCUCGAAAAGCUAAAUAAUUUGGAACAUUUAAAUCUUUGUGACACACGUAUAACAUCUGAACGUCUUUGCAAAAUACUGCAAAAAAAUCAACGGAUGCGUGAGUUACAUUUGGCACCUGUAUUGCGUACAAACCUAGACAUAGACGCAGUUGCAAUAAAAUUGAGAUAUUUAUGUCCUAACUUGAAAGCAAUAAAUUUACAUAGGACACUUAAUCAUACAUCGAAAAGUAUUAACGCUUUCGCUGACUGUAAGAAUUUACGAAAAGUGUACCUUCCCUUAUACGGAUACCCAAUCGCUGCUGAUAGUUUGUACAAAUUACUUUCUUCCUGUCAACGCUUAGAAGUAGUUUGUUUGUGCCGUAUUGUCCUCACUAAUCGCAAUUUGGAAUUACUAACGCAGUGCAGAAACUUGGGACGAUUAUAUCUGUUUCGGGUGGAACUUGAUACACCUGAUAAAUAUUCCAUUAUUUUAGAACAAUGUUCAAAACUGCAAGAGUUUUAUCUUAUAUUCUGUAAUAUUAGCGAUUGCUUGGUUAACCAAUGGAAGGAAAGAUAUCCACAUGUGUCCGUCUAUACGUUCGACAAUGAUACAUACGACGGCGUAAAUCUAGAUUUGUGUGUAGAUCGUAGAGAAAGUUUGGCUAUUUUGAAUCACUCUUUUUUAAUACAACUUGAAAACUGUUAAAGAUAGCUGAACUUUGUUUACGCUGAGUUGUAAUGCCAAAUGUUUGUUAUAACGUGUUUCUAGCCAAUUUUGUUUAUUUAUAGUAAGUUUAAUGUUACAACAAAAUUUUCGAAGGUAGAUUUUUGUCGAGUAAUUUGAACUAUGUUGGGCAAGGUGAAUUACUUUAUUAAUCUGGCAAAAAAUAAUUUUUAUCGU